Carlito syrichta (Philippine tarsier) is the source of this 1211-nucleotide messenger RNA. It is a transcript of the gene STARD5, whose product is annotated as StAR related lipid transfer domain containing 5. The record is from RefSeq and is a predicted model, not a curated record. Gene Ontology annotation, molecular function: lipid binding. Bases 32 to 673 code for a protein of 213 amino acids. Lineage: Eukaryota; Metazoa; Chordata; Mammalia; Primates; Tarsiidae. The transcript has 6 exons.
GACCCCGCGGUCGCGCGCAGCUCCCGGCGCGAUGGACUCGGCGCUGGCUGCUCAGAUAAGCGAGGCUGUGGCCGAGAAGGUCCUCCAAUACCGACGGGACACGUCAGGCUGGAAGAUUUGCCGGGAAGGCAAUGGAGUUUCAGUUUCCUGGAGGCCAUCUGUGGAGUUUCCAGGGAACCUGUACCGAGGAGAAGGCAUCAUAUAUGGGACACCAGAAGAGGUGUGGGACUGUGUAAAGCCAGCUGCUGGGGGCCUGCGAGAGAAGUGGGAUGAGAAUGUGACCGGUUUUGAAAUUAUCCAGAGUAUCACUGAUACACUGCUCAUAAGCAGAACCUCCACACCCUCGGCCGCCAUGAAGCUCAUUUCUCCCAGAGACUUUGUGGACUUGGUGCUAGUCAAGAGAUAUGAGGAUGGGACCAUCAGUUCCAAUGCUACCCAUGUGGAACAUCCGUCAUGUCCCCCGAAACCAGGUUUUGUGAGAGGAUUUAACCAUCCUUGUGGUUGCUUCUGUGAACCUCUGCCAGGGGAACCCAACAAGACCAACAUGGUCACAUUCUUCCAGACCGACCUCAGCGGUUACCUCCCACGGAACGUAGUGGACUCCUUCUUCCCCCGCAGCAUGGCUGGGUUCUACAGCAACCUUCAGAAAGCAGUGAAGAAAUUUCAUGAAUGAUGCUAUCACUUGUUGGCAAACAGCUGCCGUGACUCAUCGAGCAGCCCCAGUUGUUGGGACACCAGGGAUCCCAGGACCACCCAGAGGCCUCGGUGUGCUGUUUGGGACAAGCUGGUGGGCAGCACAUCUCUGAGGACACCAGCCAGAGGCAUCAACUCACCCCUUCCUGCCUCCUGUUCUGCUCAGGGUUGGCAAGGGAGGAGCUACUCACAGGCUCCGAGCUCUACCCACCUGCUGUUCAAACACAUCUCCCGUGGCAGGCUGGACCCAAGGCCUUGGUCGCUUGACAGGGAGAUGGCCCGGGCAUCACGUGAUGUCUCAGAGACCAGUGUACCUGCCAGUCAUAGAAAAUCAUCAUCGGUGCUGAAAACCAGGCCCUGUUGCCUUUCACCAGCUAGGGCUCUCUCAGACCUGUGAUGCAGACCCCAAAAUCUAUUUUUCUGAUGUAGACCCCCAUAUAUGUUUUUAACACUGCGCAACAUUUUAUUCCCUUACAAAGGUGUCAGCUUGGAAAAUAAUGGCUUAAAAAUUGGAUAAG